AUGGAUGCACAGUAUCCUUUUGCCUCACGCGACGACAUCUGGCGCGUCUUCGAAGAGAUCAAGGAGCUUCACGCUGCCCAGUUCGAACAGGCGGAGCGGAUAGCACGGCUGGAACGGCGGAGAGACGAGGAUGCAAGGCUGAGAAGCGUUUGGGGUCCUUUAUCGCCUUUUCCCACCUCUGUUGGGGGCACCGUCCCCGUGGAGCCGGUCUUUCAUACUCCCGCCGACACGUUUAAGGGGUUCGAUCAGGGACAUCAUCAUACAGUGGUCAAUACCAUGGGUCUGGAGACCGAGGAGGAGCCUAGGCGUGGCACGUCCAGGGCGAAUAGCGUUCGGUUCGAUGAGAGCGCCAUCCACGGUUACUAUGGACAAGCCAGUCGAUCAACCAGCGAGCUGCCGUUGAGGACAGGGAGUGGUCUAGGCAGCCACCCUAUGACUGAGCGGACGCUAUCCCAUCGCUCAGACGGACGACAAAGCUCCUCGGGGCAUUCGCACCACUCGGCUCGAACGAAUAGCCUAGGCUUAGAAUCCAGUAGCAGGAUGAUGGCUUCCUCUGUCGUAGGAUCGCCCGUCAUUCCUCCACCCGGGCUCUUUCUUCUUGGUCCUGUCCCGUGCAUCAUUCGGUGCUGGUUGACCACUAACUUUUCCAACGAUUCUCUGUUGUAUGCCGCCGUCUGCACCGGCUCCUACACCUCUUCACUGGGGUAUCCGAUGGUCCAACGAUUCGGUUGGGAAGAUCAGCUGAUCCAGGACGGAGAUGUGCAGUAUCUCAAACUCCCCAUGUACCUUCCCGAGGCUAGCGUGCAUCAAUCCUCAUCGCGCUCCAGUAGCCCCGCGCCUCAGGUUCCUACCUUGACCAUCCGUUUCCUGGUUCGCGAGGUCGACCCCAGUGACUAUUCGGUGCAGAUUGUUCUUGGCAGUGAUGUGCUCCGCUCCCACAACGCCGACGUGCUGUUCUCUCAAGACAAGAUCAUCAUGGUAGACGACGAGCGCAACAAGAUCUCCAUCCCCCUUGUUCGUCCGGAGGAUGACACCGUCUUCAAGUCAUUGUGCACGGCCUCCGAUGCAUCACGCGCAGGGUGGAAAGACCGGCAUGCCGCCCAGGUUGACUCCCCGAUAGACAUAAAUGGCCAUGCGCCUGUGGGAGUCAUCGGGCGUCCUACCAGCUCAUCCCGACGAGCGGCCUCCACCACUGGCUCCGUACAAGACUUCACGGAAGACUCCGAGGACAGUCGAAAGGCCCAUCCCUCGGAGACGCAGGAAUCUCCCGUCGAUGCCGAUCCGACCCAAGAACAGGACAAGCCCGCCGGGACCGUAUCGAGUGUUCCAGCUCGUGCGGAAGCAUCCGGGGUCUGGGGCUCGUGGAAACGCGAUACCAUAGCUGACCCGAAUGCAAGCGCGGCGACGGGCAAGCCUUCGCGCGGCCGUGCUAUGAAAGUACUGCGGCCCACCAAGGCGACAUCUCGAGUGGCGUCGUCGACGACAAUUGCACCCAGCACCAGCUCACCGGUUGAUGUCGUGCAGCAGCCUCCCUCGACUCGCACAUCCCCGGACCGGGUGCGCUCCGGCAAGCAGUGGGCUUCGAAUCCCGUUGGCGGGGCCUCGGCUUUUGGAUGGCUCAACACAUCGUCCCAGCCGGGGACUCGUAGCAUGACGACGGCCACUGGCCCUAAAUGA
Molecule: messenger RNA, 1677 nt
Organism: Aspergillus homomorphus CBS 101889
Lineage: Eukaryota; Fungi; Ascomycota; Eurotiomycetes; Eurotiales; Aspergillaceae
Exons: 2
Coding region: 1-1677 (558 amino acids)
Source: RefSeq, a predicted model, not a curated record